AUGCAACCGUCGUUGACCGAGAACAAUUCAAUAACCCAUGCCACCGGUGUCAAGAUCUACAACCGGCAACCCGACGCUGACCGCAUCGGGGCAGUAAUCUCCAGACAUGCCAAAGUCUUUCAAGACUCAGGAUACGCCGACGUACCCGAGGAGGACCGCCUCCGUGUUGUUUUCAAGCCAGACUGGCAUCUGAGAGUGCCCAAACGAUGCAAGGUGUAUCCAGCAGGUCCAGCGGAGAAGGGCAUCAUACGGAAGACAUUGGGCAAGCUCGUAGAUGCAGACAAGGCUUUCCGCACACAGAACAUGGUCCCGCUCGCAUCUCCAGUUUUCGUGAUCUGGAGGGAAAAAGCGCUCACCACUGCUCAGACAACAGCGACCACAGAAUCCACAUCGGCACAUCCAAUGCCAACAAUAGCACAUCCAACCCCACAGCCCAAGUCACCCCAGGCUGCGGACAAGGAGGAGAACAGGAAAGGACGAAUGGUGGUGGAUGUUCGUCCGUUGAACGACAUGAUCAUGGCGGAUGCAUACCCGAUGAAAACAAUGGAUUACAUCAUGUCUAAGGCAGCCAACGCGACACAUAUCACGACAUUCGAUGCCAUGGCUUUUUAUUACCAAUGGCGCCUGCAUCCCGACUCACAAUGGGCAUUCACGGUGGUGACAACUGAUGGACAGUACACAUUCAAGUGUCCGAUAAUGGGCUAUAAAAACUGCAAUGCAUAUGUGCAGCGCCAAAUGGACAAUCUGUUACGGGGGACAGCCGCCGACAGUUAUUGCGAUGACAUUGUGGUGGCAUCGAUCGGCCUGGAUCGGCAUCUCGCAGAUCUGGAUGAGGUCUUGACCCGACUGCAAGACAAAAACAUAUCGCUGGGCCCCGACAAAUCCUUUGCGGGAUUCCCAUCCGCCAUCGUCCUCGGCAAAGUGGUGGAUGCGUUUGGCAUGACCACAUCGGAGGAUAAAGUCAGAGCAAUCAGAGCGCUGGUAUUUCCCAAAACACUGCAGGCAUUGGAAUCAUUCAUCGGCCUCGCGGGAUCAUUGCGACAUCACGUCCCACGAUAUGCCGCUAUCGCAGAGCCAUUAGAACAACGGAAGACAUUGCUACUCCGAGAACAUCGGCGCCGCAACCCAGACGGCACACCCAAGACGGGGGCAAUGGCAAAGCCCGCACGCAAGGCAUGGUCGACCGCCAUCAAUGUCUUGUUGCCCACAGCCAAAGAAAUCAAUGCAUUCGAGCAACUCAAAACCGCUCUGACAGACAAAUCCACAUUGGCAUUCUUCGCACCCGGACGUCAGCUUUUCAUCGACUUCGACGCAUGCAUCGAAGGCAUCGGUGUGAUGGUAUACCACAUCGCGCAGGACACAUUGGACAAACUCCUUGCGACAACAUCAGGCGACAUCUCUAAGAUACCAUACCCCCCACGCACAGCGAUCCAGCCCAUCGCAUUUCUCUCCAGGACAUUGAACGACGCAGAGAAGAGAUACUGGUCCACCGAACUUGAGAUGUGCGGAUGCGUGUGGACGAUCUCUAAGACCGCACACUAG
This is a messenger RNA of Colletotrichum abscissum, 1542 nucleotides long. RefSeq lists its product as uncharacterized. Lineage: Eukaryota; Fungi; Ascomycota; Sordariomycetes; Glomerellales; Glomerellaceae. The record is from RefSeq and is a predicted model, not a curated record. The transcript has a single exon. Bases 1 to 1542 code for a protein of 513 amino acids.